UUGCCUGACAACUUCUGUAGAUUCUAGCGGACUAGUAAUCCUAUUUUUUCCCUUCGAAAAGCGGUCCAUUCCUGUUUCGUUCUUCCUCCCUCCUCCUAGGAGAUAUGUCUUAAAGCAUCAUAUUUCUCAAAGUAAUGCAGUCAACUGGGUUUGGGGUCUUACAGCGGUCCUGUUCGCACGGACCUGGACUUUGCUGCUGUUGUUGCUAAACAAAACGGUUUUUUGCCACUUCUUUUAAAAGUAGAAUUUCCAAAACAUGUCAGUCCCAGCAAACCCUCUCUCUACCACUGCGGUGUAUGAUGUAGUGGUUGUAGGAUCCUGUAUGACUGAUUUGGUCAGAUUAUACCAUCCACUUAAACUUGGAGCAAGUUACAGGAAUCCCACUAGGAUACUGGAGGAAUGUGCAAAUUUCAUGCAGACGUUCAUGGAGGUCAAGAUUGAACUUGGGUUACUGGAGCUUUUUGCACCACGUUUGCCUAAAGCUGGGGAAACCAUACAUGGCUGCAAAUUUUUUAUUGGAUUUGGAGGGAAAGGAGCUAACCAGUGUACCCAGGCAGCACGACUUGGAGCCAAAGCGGCAAUGGUGUGCAAGGUUGGGAAUGAUUCAUUUGGAGAAAAUUACAUCCAAAACUUCAAAUGUAAUGGCAUAUCUACAGAGUAUGUGGGCCAAACAAGUGAAGCAUCAACAGGAGUGGCAUCUAUUACAGUAAAUGAUGAUGGGCAGAAUGCAAUUGUAAUAGUGGCUGGUGCAAAUCUGCUCUUAAAUUCAGAAGAUUUGAAACAAGCUUCCAAUGCAAUCUGUUGUGCAAAGGUGGUUGUCUGUCAGCUGGAAAUUCAACCUGCCAUCUCACUAGAAGCCUUGAAAAUAGCACAUGAGGCUGGAGUGAAAACCAUCUUCAAUCCUGCUCCGGCUACUGCUGGUCUUGAUCCUGAUUUCUACAAAAAUACAGAUGUCUUCUGUUGCAAUGAGAGCGAGCUGGUAUCGUACAACAAAUUUAUAAUCCUUGCCGACAGCAUAAUGCCAACAACUAUGAAUAAAAUAGAAAAUGUAUUUCUGCAUGCCGAGAACUGGAAGGAUGCUUGUAGAAAUGAAUGGCCUACUGUGUCAUUACUUAUACGUGGUGCUCAACAAUAAAGGAAGUAUUUUAUUCCUGGGUUAACUGAUUUAUUGGACACCAAAUGCAAAUGCCAUCACAUUCACCAUUUCUAGAUACAUGCUUGCAGUUGAGCGAGGCCUCAGCUUACAGUAUCACUGCCUAUUUUCUCUUUGCUCUUCUGAUAUAGAUCUGUUUUCCAAGAAUAAUAGUUGUAAUAAAAUCUCCACCCUUGUAUAAAAUAUCUUUCUAAUUAUAUUGUUUUUAAUGUUCAAUACGCUGCUGUAGUUGACAAGGUCUCUGAUCCCUAGUUUCUAAACACUGCACAAUUGUGUUGUAUAUAUUUUCUGAGUCUAAAUAAAUUUAAUGAUAUGAAUGGUCAGUUUAUCACUGGUCCAGUUAAAAUUUGUCUGCUGUUACCAUGAAG
Messenger RNA from Mobula hypostoma (lesser devil ray), 1521 nucleotides. RefSeq names its product ribokinase (gene rbks). Gene Ontology annotation, molecular function: ribokinase activity. The record is from RefSeq and is a predicted model, not a curated record. The transcript is spliced from 8 exons. Lineage: Eukaryota; Metazoa; Chordata; Chondrichthyes; Myliobatiformes; Myliobatidae. Bases 257 to 1135 code for a protein of 292 amino acids. Gene Ontology annotation, biological process: D-ribose metabolic process.